CCCAAACAAGUGGGGAAACGGAAACGUAUUUGUUUGUUUACGUUGUGUGAUACCCUUGUCUACAGUGAGCCAGGACCCACAGGAAACAAAUACAGAUCUUCUGAUAAUGGCACUAACGUCUAACAGCGUCUAAUAACGUCUAAAAAUUGCGGCUUCGUAGAUAUAUAAACGAACACGAAAAAAGAACCCGCCCCAAUUGUGGCAGCGUCCACAUCUGGGGAACAGAAUGGCAAACCCACCAGAGUAGAAUUACAAAAUCCUGUGGAAAAACCAGGAAGAAGCACGGAGAACACUCAGAAGCCUGUCAUUUCUGUGAAAAAGGAGCUGCCUUCGAGUGAGGAAGGCCCCUCCAGAGCGACGGGAAAUACCGACACCAACAAAGACAUGCCUAGAAAUGUCAAGAAGUCUCUGGAGGAGGUACAGAGUCUGGUGGAGGAGAAGGCAACGCUCUUGAAGGAGAUCAAGCUGCUGCAGAGUCGGAGGUUGCUCUUACAGGAGCAGAAAAGCAGUAUGGUCAGGAGUCACAAGGGGGACAAGGAAAGCCUGGAUGAGCUGCUGGAAGAGAAUCUAUUCAUCUACGAGAAGAUCGGGAAGGAGAUGAUGAAGAGGAGCGAGAAGAUACACAAGUUAGACGUCAGUCUGGUACGGGCCAUGAAAAGCAACAAGAGUCAGAAGUCUGGUCGCAGUCAGAGCAAGUCACCGGAUUCGAGCCACAAAGAGGGCCCGUCCCCAGACGAACGAAGCUCGAUGAAAGCGAGAAUGAUGAAGCCAAAGGAGAAAGAAUCGCCCGAGCGUACGCAGAAGUAUCGUUCGUCUAAACGUACUUAUGAGUGUUCCAGAUCGCCAGAGCAAAGCAUGUCAAAACAUGACCAGGAAUAUUCCAGGUCGCCAGAGCGGAGCAAGUCAAAACACACGCGUGAUUAUUCCAGAUCCCCUGAACGCAAUGCAUUGAAACAUAUGCGUGGACAUUCUAGGUCACCAUCAAACCGUGGGCGGGAUUAUUCCAGAUCACCAGAAGUAGGUAUGAAGCACGUACGUGAAUAUUCCAGAUCGCCAGAACGAAGUGUGAAACACACACACGAGUAUUCCAGAUCUCUGGAACGGGGUGCAUCCAAACGUUUGAAGGAAUAUUCUAGAUCACCAGAGCGUAGUUUUAAAAACAGAAGAUCGCCUCCGUUAUCUCACAAGAUUCGCCGCUCUCCAAAGAAUGUCAGAAGUGCAAGGUCCCCUAAACGUACCGUGGACCGAUCUAGGUCACCAGACAGUGACUAUAAUAAACGUUCACUGUCGCCCGAAUCGUCCAGGUCGAAGCAGUUCAAAUCCCAUGGGUCAUCGAUGGCCAAAAUUCAAAAAUCACAUUGGGCACGGUCGCACAUCAUGGGCACACUUACUAGAUUCAAGAAAGAUCUGUUUGCAGAAGUGGACAUUGCAUUUUCACCCAAGGAAAAAUCCAAGUCACAGGAUGUUAAUGCAGGUACUCGUGAAAGUUCCGACUGUACCAAGCAGUUGGAGAAAGAAUCUUCGUCAAAGGAUUUGAGAAAAGCCAAAAUGAACAAUUCUAUGGAACAUAAACUUAAACCCCAGGUCGGGGACGAAGAGCCUGCUAGCCAGAGUAGUGCAUUCUGUGGCAAUGAUACCUCUUUGUCAAUAGACAGGGUUUGUCCGCCAGCUGUUUUGCAGUCGAAAACGAAGUAUAGGUAUGUGGAUCUUGGUAUGCAUUGGUGCAGGCUCUGUGACCUGGUGUUUGAGACCCUCCCCAUGUACUGUAAUCACUUGUUGUCGUCUUCGCACUUGGGAAAGCUCAAGAAUAACCCCAAGCCAUGGUUAGCAAAAGCCGUGAGAGAGGAAAAGAAACCGUUGCCCCCGGAUGUACAAAUGAUACCCAUUCCUAUUUUAGGAUCAGAGUUUAUUCACUCGCUGCCCGCUGUCUACUGUUCGCUGUGUGAUGUGUUUUUGAGAGACGUUGCAGAGGCUGUAAAGCAUCCUGAAAGUGACACUCACACUUCAAACUAUAAGACAUACAAGGAAAACCACCCCAGCAAAAUAGAAUCAUACUGGAAGGCCCACCAAGGAGCCCUGUUCAGGCACAAGAUGCAAAGCAAUAAAAAGGAUACCAAAGCUGAAGCGAAAGACGACGUGUCUCAGCAGAUAGAAGGGCGAUUACUCCGUGAACUCAAGGCUAAAAGAGAGAGAGAUGGAAAGCAGAAGGGGGAGGGUGGGAAAGAGAGUGAAGAGAAGAUGACAUCUGUGAGCAUCAAGGUUGCUUCAAGGGAGCACAGGCCUGGCACACAGAAGCCCAAAGAUGAUAACGGUGGGUUAGGAUUAGGGUCCAAGGAAAAGAUUCAGGCUAAACAAGUGAAAGAAGGUAAAAGCCAGCCUAAAGAAGUUCACGAGAAAGUUGCAAAGGAAAGCAAGCAGCAGGGGAAAGAGAACGACGUACAAGUAGCCAGAGUGAUGGCACAGUCGGCAGAUGUCAAGGAAAAAGUUGUCGAGAAAGUAGUUGAAUCAAGAGAAACAGACGAUGUUGAUAAACUACAAAGCAUAUCGCAAGACAAGCACACAAAGGAAAGCAUAUCUGGUACAUCUGUCAAGUUCCCCCUGGUUGGGAAGAUGCCUUCCUUCAGGAAAAAGGUGAAUGGAAAAAAAACAGGCAUUGGGUCUUCCAAAGACCCGACAUCUUCAGAUUCAAAGCUUCCUGAUAGUAGCGAUUUGUCGGACAGCGUAGAAAGUUUCCCCGUUGAUGGAGGUAAUUCUCACAACAAAAAGAGAAUUGGAGGUCAAGAUAACGAAUCUAUUGUUAUGCCUUCAGACAGCAUUGAAGAAAGCAAACCAGACGGAAAGGUGACCACAAAUAAUCCUGAUAAUGUAAACUUAACACCAGAGGGCAUUGGCAUGACCGGAACACUUACAAAAGGAAGCAGUACUUUACUGAGUGUGUCAACCACUAAAGAACCUGAGGAAUUAAUGCAUGAAAUGCACGAAGCAAUGGUUUCCGACAUGGAAUUGGAAGAGGAAGGCUCGACAAGUGACCAGGAGACUGGGAAAGAAAAUGAUGUUGACCUAGACAUAUCCUAUUUGGAAAGAAUAGACAAGGGCUAUAGCAAAAUGGUUGGUCCAGACUUCGAAAAACCCAAUUCGCCGUCAGACGAGAAUGAGUCCGACGUAGCUUCAGCUACUGUAGAAGCUCUACAGUUGCUGAACAUCCCUCUACCUGGUUUUGAGCCUUCAAAAAAGACGAAGGCCCCUGAUCUCGUCCCGGAAGCAAAAGAGGAUAUAAACAUCCAGCAGGUGAUGGAGAUUCCCUUGCCGCCACCAAGCGCCACUGCCAAAAAUUUGGAGUUAGAUGUCCUUACCCCAUUUUCUCACUGUGCCCAGAUUGAAGCGGGAAUGGUGUCUUACAGUUGUGAGGCUCAGAACGAGAUUUCCCUACCCCCUCCCAUGUCCACGUCUAAAACCUUAGUGUUGGAGGCUCUCAAUCCUUUUUCCCACGGUAUGCAAAUGGACACAGGAAUGAUAGCGUAUGGAAGUGACGUCCCAAACAUGUUCUCCUUAGAAAGCAGCUGCGUAGAUGCCCCUAUGCCAUACAGUAACCACGAGUCUCUUCCGAGUUUUCCCUGUCACAGCCGGGAGUGCACUCCUCCCCCGCCUGGCACAGAAACUGCCCCUGAGCUUCAGGGGGAACUGCCUUAUGUAGACGAGCACGAGAACUCAACUCCCCCACCUCCAGGAACGGAACCUUCACUCGUGGUCAAGAGUCCAGUGGAAGAUCGUUCAAACAAGAGGAACAAUUCUAAUAAUGUCAAAGAAAAAUCUGACUGUGCAGUGGAGCCCAACAAAAGCUUAGAUAAUUCUGAAAAGAAAGGCAAGUCUUUACCUGCUGCUCAAGUCAAAUCGUUGCGUAAGUCAGCGGAAAUUGAGCAGAGGCUCUCAGAAAUGUUUGCUGACGAUUGCUCAGGAAAACAGAAUGUUGCUGAGGUUGAGGCACAUAUUUUGGAAGGACCUGUUGUCAAAGAUCUGUCAUCGUCAUCUCAGGUAAAGGGAAAUGCAGAAACAAGCAUAGAAAAAUUGUCAGAGAGAAAAGACUUGAAUAUUCCAGUGAGUUCGGAGGAUGCUAAAACAAAGGAACAUGCGAAGGCAUUGUCACCAGCAAAUAAAAGUAUAAAAUCUCCUCUGGAAAUUGAAAUAACGGAAACGUCCGACAGUUUAAAAUCCCAUGGAGAGGCUUCUGAAGAAAUGGAUCCCAAAACUGAUGAUAAAGAUGAGCUGGAAAGAAUCGAAAGGGUAACCAAAUCUUUGCGUGUUAAUUUACACAGGGUUGUAGUUUCUAUGAAAGACGAGACUGAUUGUACCUUCCAAGAAUCCUUAGAUGAUCUUGGGUCUAAAAGUUCUUUGGAGCAAAUGAUUUCUAAUGAGAAAGAUGCUUCAAAGGAUGACAUCACUGUUUUGUCACUUUCAAAGGAUGAUGUGAAACUAGAUAGUACAGGACUUUCAAAGAAGAAAUUGGCAUUUGAUGAAGAAUGUGAAGAGAACAAAAAUGAUAAAGUCAUCUCCAGCAACAACAGUCAAGAAACCUUGGUGUCCGAGGAGGGAGAAACUGUCGAGAAGGAGGCAUCAGAAGUCAGUCCUAGGCCUAGACGCACCACAAGAAGCACGAGGUCGGAUAAAACGAAAGUCGAAACUAGUACUACAAAGCAACCCAGAGGAAAAUCGUCGUCAUCAGUGUGUCCUAAAGUAGGGGGCAGGAAUCUGUGCCCCAAUGUUCCUGUCGAGACUGCGAUGCUAUUGGAGACACUGGUGGACUCGACCGAAGAUGAGAUCUCUCUGGAUUCUCUUCCUGAUCUGAGGAAGCUUGCAGAGAUCAGUGUUCCUCCUCCUCCGGAGGAGGAGGAGGAGGAAGAACCCGUCACCUGUGCCGUCAGGAGAUCCGUUCGGAAUGCCGUUAACGAUAAAGAUGAGAGCAAGGCCAGCAAUGAGACAGCCAAAGGCAAAAGCAAAGCCAGCAGCAGGAAGGAGGUGUUACCAAGCCGUAGAUCAUCCCGGACCGCUAAGUCCAGCAGCCUAGCCGAAACUCCAGAUACGUCCAAACAGAAAGUGCCGGAGACAUUGGACGAAAAAUGCGAGGCCAAGGAGAGUCAAGGAGUUGGGCCUGACAUUCAAGAGGAGGAGUUGCCAAUGGAAACGUCCAAGAAGAAAGAGAACCCCAUAACUCCCAAGAGGAACACCAGAAGGGCUGCUGUGAUGGAUAGCAAGGCUAAGCAACAAAAAUGUUCACCUGCUUCAGGUGGAAGUUCAUGAUGAAAUGUUCGCUGAUCUCCGAAGUGCAGUGCCUCGUUUUGCUAUGCUGUGGAGUUACAUCUCUCGUUGGGUUUGCAUUGCUUGGUCGCUGCCAUCAAGAAUUGUACAAAGAAUAUACUUGUAAAUACUUUUUUCUUAGGCUUGUAAGGUGGUUUGUUCAAAUCUAUGUUAAAAUGUUGAAAAAUGAAAAGAACGACAUGAGCAGUGUCUAAUACGUUUUGCCUGAUAUUUGAAGCCACAGUCAAUAGGUGUCCAGUUUGUCUACCUCUCGAGUGUUUGUUGCAAGGAUUUGUAAGCUGUCCACACAGUUGUGAUAAGAAGUGUGAUGUCAUGCCUCUCAAAAAAUUAUCUUGUGUGAUAUUUGAAUCAUCUCGAUACUAGAAGACCUUAGAAUGGUUGCAAUGUUAUUUAAAAUGUCCAUUUAUAAUUGGAAUUACAUAUACUCAAGUAGGGACACUGAUUUUGUAAUGAGGACUUCACAGUUGAGGAAUGUUUAAAAGGGCAAGAAUCUUGAUUGAUGGUGGGCUUUUUGACGCAGAAAAUGUAGAACUUGACAGAAAAAAUUUACAUUUGACUUGAGCUGUUCAGAACUACACAGUCUCUCCUAUUUGGCACCAUGGCUGUCAUAGUGACAAACUCCAUGCUCUCCUCUCUAUUAAUUCAACAAGAACUAGAAACACCUGAAAAAAGAAUUUACAUUCUUUUCAGAUACCCUCAGCAUUUUGUCACAAUCUUUUUCGCAGCCUACUUACAGGCAGGUAUGAUAGUUCCCUAACCUUUCACAGCCUACUUACAGGCAGGUAUGAUAGUUACCAAGAGGUUAGGGUUUGAAUUCAUCUCAAUCACGCAGUAGUUGGUGCUUUUAUUUGUGUUAACUGUGAGGUUGCAUGUUUGUGAGAAUCAGGAAUGUAAGGCCAUAUAAAUAUGCCCAUAGCAGUGUAAUUAAAGUAUAAUAUGUCAGUGUACUUGUCCUCAAAAACAGAUUUUCCAGAUACUUGGCCACCAAUUGCACAUCUGAAUACACUCCGUCACCUUCACUGCAAGUAUGUCGAUAUGUGAUGUGUUUUUGUAUAGUUUUGUACCCAUUUCAAAGUUCAAAGGGAAUUCCGUGUACAUUACAGUCUGGUUUAGCUUAUGAACUGCACAUACAAAAACAACCAGUAAGUGUUACCUCGGUUUCUUUACCUAAAAUAAUGUUUUUAGCUUACUUUAGGGAAUUUCAGGAGCAUAGAAAGUCGGAAAAUGUGGACAUUCAAGAGGUGGCAAUCUAUUCAUGCUAAAAACUAAAUUUAUCAGGUGGUAUGCUCAUGGAAUGGAUCAUUAUUUGUUAUAUUAUUUUAAAGUCUUUAUCAUUUCUAGACUUGUACAGGACCUCUUAAGAGCUCAAAGCAGAAAAUACUUUUUCUCUUAAUACACAUUCAUCUUAGACAUGAUCUCUGACUGUUAUGCAUGAUUUUUUUUAUUUUUUUAUUUAUGAGGUGCCAUGUUGUGAUAGACUGUAUCCCCUUUGUAUCUCUAGUCUUUUCCCAGUUACUUACCUCUCCAGCUUGUUCAGUAGAACCUUAGUCCAGAUUCUGUAAUGUAGGACAAAUUAUAUUCAGGGAGCCAUUUGUGAAAUUCAUUUGGUCAGGACAAGUUGAGGAACGGUUUGCCAGUGUCCCGUAGGUCAAAAGUUGUAGAAGCGUAAAGAGAAUUGAUAAUCAUUUCAAAGAAUAGGUGGGUACUUUGUCAUAUCAGUGGCCUAAACAAAAAAUGACAUCUUAUGCAUUUUUUAAAAAAAGAACCUUUUUUUUUCUGUAUUUUUCAAGGAGUGCAUAGUAUUUAUUUAUUUUGUCACCAGUUGCUCGAAUGUAAUUUCAAUAGCAAGGAAAUUGUUGUAAGCUGAGUUAAUGGUAUUUUGUAGUAUAGAAUUAAAUAUGUAAGGUAAUCAGUAAUCUUAUGUUAACGACUCCUGUGAAGAAGAAUGAUAGUUCCCUGUACAGUAUUUCAUGGCAGCGUAGAAAACAAUUUUGAUAUUUACAAAGAUUUGGUCAGAUAUUUCAUGUAUAUAUUUCCUACAAGCAUAACUUUUAACAUAGAAUAAUAGAUUUACUUGUACAGCACAGCUUGAUUUCCAUGGCUAGAUAAAAUGGUUACGUUUAUUUUCACACACAAAUCUCUCAAAUUGGAGGUUCUUUAUAACUCGCUGAAACUGGAUUCUUCAAAUUCGUAAAGAGCAUUUUCAUAAUUUUGUGAAACUUGAAGAGUAACACGAAUCUCUCACUGAAACAGGAAUCUAUCGAUUCAUCUAGACCAGUUUCACAGUUUUGUGAAAGAAAGAAACAAAGAAGAUAAAGGCCAAUACAUACUAAGGUUAGGGAUGGAUUUUGUAGAAGUUAAAAGAAAAAGUUUAUAGAAAGUACAAAAGGUGAAAAUUAAGCUUCAAAAUGUCCAGAAGUGCUUUCCGAAAGGUUUUAUGUACAUACAAGCACUGUAACUUAAGUACUCAAGUAAUGUUUUUGUCAAUUUAUGCAUUGUAAUGUUCAACUGCUCAUUAUCAUAAAUAUUUGUUUAUUAAUAUUUUUAUUAAUAUGAUUAUUGUUGUGCAGAAUUUUCUAUUGAUGAUGGACUUGCAGUUAUCUCUCUCUCUCUCUCUCACUCUCAGUGAAGCUGAAUUUAUUUUUCUCUCAAUAGACAAGUUUCAUUGUGCACAAUGUAGACAGACUUUCUGCUUCACAUAUGAUGAUUGUUCUGUGUACAGUACAUUAUAGUCAUUGUAUUUGUCAUCGUUUUUAAUUCAACCCUAAUUUACAUCAAUUAUUCAGCUUUUAGUUUUGUCUUUCUUUUUACAGCUAGAAAGAUUACCAGUGAAUAUUUUACGUCCUUUGGCUGUCAUAUUUAUACCUGAACUUUUUUAAGCCCAGCGUCCUUGGUAAGUAGGUUUUAUUCCUACUUAGACAUUAUGGGCUUGGGCCACCAUUCACCCAUUUUAAAUUUAAUUGCAAAGCCAUUUGUUACACAUAGCCCUCAUAACCCUUGUAGAUGUCCCUUGGACAUAGAGUUUAAAAAGUCUUGUAAAUUUUAGACAAGCAGCAGAAGAGCUGAGAAAGGUUUCACCUAUGCUUAUCUUUGACCCAUGAUCGGUAGUGAUGAGCCUCGAUUUUAGUUGGCCUGUGGUGUUGUUGACCUGCCAGCGAGAUUCUUCCCAGAUUUUGCUUGGACAUAUGUUUCCUUUUUUAAUGUUUUGACUCAUCAUUUUCAUGCAAUUGAUGUCAUCAGCUACCUAAUUUCCUCCUCCAUCUUCUCUUUCAGUAAAUGUAAUAACAGUUGUUGCUUACAGCAAAAUUAUUAAAUGUGUUUGUGGACUAUUUCUGUUGUGUUUUACCAAGGGAACGUGUCAUUGCUGUUUUAGGUAGGUUUUGCAUCAAUGCUUAUCCACUCACCCGUGAAUCUCGCCGAGAUUAGCCUUGGCAGGACUUGAAAAAGUCCCCAACAGUCAAUAGUUUCUGCCUUGGGAUCCUGGGCAUUGUGGUCUGCAAAAUGACAGACAGUUGCUUUUUCAAUAUUGCUAUCUUGUACUCAAUCAUAUUGCUAUUGUGAACUUAUCAUAUUGUUAUUUUAUAUUCAUAUUGCUGUAAUAGUUUUUAAUAUUUUUCUGCUAAGUCUUAUUUGAAUUCCAACUUAUUUUUAUUGUUAACGUAAGUUAAGAUGUUAUUUUGUGAAUGCUGAAGGAUACAAAACAAAUCUGUGACCAUUUUUAUUUCGACAAGUGUUUUAUAUUUUCAGACAAAUUUUUGCCAGUAUAUCUGUAAUUACAUAACUCUGGAAAUAUAAUAUUAGUGUAUAAAAAAAAAAAGCUGUAAUGCACCUACAAUUAUAAAGCGAUGACUAGACGUUUUACAUAGACAGAGUUCUUGGCUGAUGAACUUGCUGUAAGAAUCCUCGCUGACUAAAAUUUAUAGCACUACGAAAGUUUACCUGCUUGAAAUCCAACAAAGUUAUUAAUGGCUCGUAGAUUUAAGUUUAUCUCUCUCCAUCAUUAACUUUUGUUAUGUAUUAAUUGUAAAUAACUUUUUUGGGUAUUUAGUUAAUUAUUUUUCUGGAUUUAUUGUAAAGGAUUUUCUUACGACAUACUAAAUCCCAGUUUCAUGUAUUUAUCGUAAACUACAUUUGUCACAUACUUAUUGUGAACGACUUUCUUUACACAGGAGCUCUCCAGCAAAUUCAUCGUAAUGACUCUGUACAUCAACUGUAACACAGCCAUUCAGCAUUAUUUGCAAAAAAAAAAAGAAAAAAAAAAAAAAAGUAAAAA
This is a messenger RNA of Macrobrachium nipponense, 9586 nucleotides long. Its product is annotated as zinc finger protein 318-like. Gene Ontology annotation, molecular function: metal ion binding. Lineage: Eukaryota; Metazoa; Arthropoda; Malacostraca; Decapoda; Palaemonidae. The record is from RefSeq and is a predicted model, not a curated record.